Molecule: messenger RNA, 4496 nt
Organism: Cottoperca gobio
Lineage: Eukaryota; Metazoa; Chordata; Actinopteri; Perciformes; Bovichtidae
Gene: clic1
Product: chloride intracellular channel 1
Exons: 7
Coding region: 548-1276 (242 amino acids)
Source: RefSeq, a predicted model, not a curated record
CUAACACAGAUUUAACCAAAUUUAUGAACAAUAUUUGAGAGAAAUAGGCAUUUUGCGUUCAUAGAAAAUGUCUUAGAUCUUUGAUUUCAGCUCAUGAAAAAUGGGAGCAAAAACGAAAGUGUUGCGUUUAUAUUUUUGGUCAGUGUAAUUCUCUCUAUCACCCUGCAAAGCAGCCCUCUUCUUUUUCUUCGUGUCGGACUUCAUAGCCACUCGGCGCUUUUUGUACUGCCGGUCUUGAACGCCUCUUUAUUUGCAGAAAGCUCAGCCCGUCAUGCAGCAGCAGGAAAUGGAGGAGCUGAGAUGAUGACGAGUGCGUCGCUGCAGCAGAGAGAGAGAGAGAGAGAGAGAGAGAGAGAGAGAGAGAGAGAGAGAGAGAGAGAGAGAGAGAGAGAGAGAGAGAGAGAGAGAGAGAGAGAGAGAGAGAGAGAGAGAGAGAGAGAGAGAGAGAGAGAGAGGCAGCAGAACUGGGAGGGGAAACCACCAGCAGGCAGCGACAGGCGACAGCGACAACUUUAAACACUUUGGUCUCGUGCAUCAACAGCUGAAGAUGAGCGACGCGAAUCAGCCCAAAGUUGAACUUUUUGUGAAGGCUGGGAGCGAUGGUCAGAGCAUCGGCAACUGUCCCUUCUCCCAGCGUCUCUUCAUGGUGCUGUGGCUGAAAGGAGUCACCUUCGAUGUUACCACAGUGGAUAUGAAGAGGAAGCCAGACAUCUUGAAGGAUCUGGCUCCAGGUGCCCAGCCUCCCUUCCUGUUGUACGGCAGCGAUGUGAAAACGGACACCAACAAGAUCGAGGAGUUCCUGGAGGAAAAUCUCUGCCCUCCAAAGUAUCCCCGUCUGGCUGCUCGUAACCCAGAGUCCAACACAGCAGGCAUGGAUGUUUUCUCCAAAUUCUCGGCUUACGUCAAGAACUCAAACCCUCAGGCCAACGAAACUCUAGAGAAAGGCCUGCUGAAGGCUCUGAAGAAGCUGGACGACUAUCUCGGCUCCCCACUUCCUGACGAGAUCGACGAGAAUAGCACCGAAGAGCUCACUUCCUCGUCCCGCCCCUUCCUGGACGGCCAAGAGCUUACUCUGGCUGACUGCAACUUGCUGCCUAAGCUCCACAUCGUGAAGGUGGUGUGUUUAAAAUACCGAAACUUCAGCGUCCCUCAGUCCUUGACAAACCUCUGGAGGUACCUGAACGCAGCGUACGCCAGAGAAGAGUUUGCCUCCACCUGCCCGAUCGACGAGGAGAUCCACAUCGCCUACUCCUCUGUAGUUAAAGCUCUCAAGUAGGAGCCCAACAGGAUGCACAAGUCAUGAAUACACCAGCACAAAAACGCACAUUUACUCACCUGCACACACUCACCUGCACACACUCACCUGCACACACACUCUGCAAGCAACUUGGUCGAUCUUUUUCUCUAGAAGCGUUCAUUGCAUCCAUAUAGUCAUUUUAAAAGCUUUAAAAGUUGAUGCAUUACCACGCGUCCUUUUUCUUAAACUAUUGAAAGUUUUGUGAAUUAAGGGAAAGAAUUUCUAGACAUUGGUCAUCGGAUCCAUAUAUUUUGUGCAAAAAUAGAAAAAGACUUUUGAUAUUUAUUUUACUAAAAGUUAGUAAAUAUGCUACGUUACGCUGUCUGCAUGUGUGUCCGCAGUUGAGUAACUGUUUCACGCGCCACUUGCCUCGAGACCGCGCGAAGGUCGUAUGCGUGCGUAUACAUUGUCAGUUUUGUAAUCGACCUUGAUUUGUGUCUCGAACUAUGUUGUUUGGUCCUUGAAUUUUAGGGAGUUUGGCCUGGAAAGUAUUUGAAUUUGAUGUUUAAGAAGGUGUGGGAACCUUGUUGAUACCAUCUUGUUAUAACGGUAAUCAAUUAUCUGGUUUACUAUUGUCAAACUAUACUCUUAGGUUUGCUUCAGGGGUGUUUAUUCGUUUAGUUUCCCUGAUUUUUGUUUGCCACGCGGAUCAGUUUACAUCCGGAGGGAAACGAGGAAGCACAGGAGGCAGAUAAGUUGACGUAAAAACAAACUUAAAAAUAUUUACCUCCUUUAUGAAAUUAAUGAAUGAACGAACGAUCGAUCGUGUUGCUUGCAGGCUCGCUCUCUCUCGUACACACACACUUAGAACUACAGCCUUGCUUGUGUACAGUUCCACCAUCAGUAGAGACACGCUGUUAAGUUGUUUCUUCUCUUCUUGGCGACGUUUUCGACAGUAUAUCUUUGUAUUUUGUGGCGGGGAGAAUUCAACAGACACAAAGCUGCCUACCAGAUCAAAGUUUCACUAGUACCUUGUAAGCCUCACACAAGCUGAUUCAACUCUUUAUUUUCAGUCUUGGUAUUAAGGAAGUGUUUUUUAUUUUGAAGGUUACAACCAUGCUUACCAGCGUCAGCUCACCUGCCAAAGUGUCUUGCGGUUUGUCUGUAAUCACAGAUUCUUCACAUUGACUUUAUUACAAAUUCAAAUCGACAGUUUCUUAUUCUUCACCUCGGAGAGGAAGUGGGGUGCUUUUCCUCGGCGGCCGGCAGACCAGUUCUCGCUUUAGGGAAGCAGAGCUGAAAACAGUUAGAGACAGGAUGCAAUUUCAAUAGACUCGGGCUUCCCCUUUCUGCGCUCCCACAGCAGGCGUGAUGGAUUAUUCCAGAUUACCGAGCUUGUUUGUGAUCCGCUGUCGGGGCCCUUUGCCAACAGUUUAUUUUGUCAUACGCGAGGGAGAUCAGGUUGUGAGUGUAUCGAAGAGGCUGUGUAUGAAGAAGUUAACUGCUAACUGCUAAAAGGCUACAUUAACAGCACUUGUACUGCCUCCUCGGGUCGCUCACUGUUCUGCCACAUGUUUCUCAUUAGUGGGGAAAAAGAAGUUAGAUGUACACAUGCACAAUGUUUAAAAUUAAAAUCACACUUGCAGUUCUAGAUUGCCGUCCAUUAUUAAUUUAAGGAUAAGGUUGGCAGUAUUCUACGUCUCUUAUUGUCAACAAAUCCCGUAUGAAUAUAUGAAUUAUCCGACCCUGUGUGUGGAACUCAAGCACAUUCAUUCAAAAUGUGUCACAAACGUAUACAUUUCCUUCAUGCAAAGUAGUUUCCUAACGCUGCAGGGCUCUGUAGUUUUUAGCAAACGUCACUCAAACAGUAGUAAAUGGUGUAUUUGUUAGAGUAUUUUUACCUGUGGAUUAAUGCACAUUGUGUUUUAAUGGGUAUUUAAAAGAGAAGAAAUCUCUUUCAACAGAUAUCUGCACAUGAAUGCGGACAAGAUUUUGGUAUUGAAAGCGUUCUGGUUUCUGUUUGUAGUCCGAGAACUGUUGAACAAUCACGUUUGGCUCCACCGGAACCCCAGAAAUAUUAGUAAUAAAAUAACAUGUCACCCAGUGCAACGAUGAGGAUCAUUCGUUUCUAGCUCUAGGGAUGGAUUUUGUCGGUUCAUGUGAUUUGUUGACAAAUUAGAAACGUUUAAAUAUCACCUAUCCUUAAAUUAAAAACCUUGUAUACUUUGUGAUUGCAGGCUGUCACUUAACCGCCAUGUGUCGCCAGUAGGAUUAAUCCACUCUUAAAUUUGCUAGUCUGAAAUAACUAGUAAAAGUGACUUGAAAUUGAAGCGCUGGGAAGAACUGGAAACCAUAACGACACGCCUUGUCCGACUGUCGCGGCAGCUUGUGUAGACUAUUUAAUUAAUGGCAAAUAUACAAAUGAACAAUUACAGAGGCUAUUUGCAAUUAAAACUUCAUUUAUACAGUAGGUUUGUUCUGAGCUCAAGAUGGCCUAAUUAUGCGUCAUGUCUCUCGGAAAAGGGUGAAACUCUUAAAAAAUUUAAAAUGGACCCAAGUGCAAUUCAAGCCGAUUUGAAAAGACUAUCCUGUACACAGACGGUGAUUAUCUUAAACGUCCAGUGAGCAGAGUUGGUUACUUUUCUACAUGGUUUUAAAUGCAUCUUACCUUGAGGUGUAAUGCAAGACAAGUGUUGAUCAAAGAGAUUAAGCUGUAUAUUUUAUAUUGACUGAACUGUUGUGAAAUUUAUACAAAAACUGGGACAACGUUUUAAAGGGAUUCUGUCUGAAUAUUUUCAGCGCCGAUGUAUUUUAGUGUGGAAGAGUUUUUAACUUCUUACUGUCGGACUUGAUUCACUUUCAGGGACCAUUUAACUUGAUGUAUUCAUUAAAAUGUCACUUUCUUUAGUUUGUUUUCACUUCACUGUUUUUAACUUCUUUUUUUAUCUUCAUGACAUGUGUUCUUUUUGUUUUGAGACUCGUAUUGUGCUUUUUACUUUGUUUCCCACCCCUAUGCCUUCCCCUACAAAUAUUUUAACCUUUUUAUUUUGUACUUUUUCAUGUCAGGUAGUCAAAAGCAGUUGCACUUAAAAGUCCACAGGAUCCAAACAGUGGUGUGGACACUAAACCAGUAGAUUCAAAUAAUCGAUGAAGACAAUCAAACUAGUAACACAUCUGAAAUGUAUUUUGUACUUCGAAGCCCUUUACAAAGACACGUUUAUUAAUAUCCCAAUAAAGAAAUAUCUUGAUAAUAAAUCAA